UAUUUUAGUGCUUCACUGUCCCCUAUAUAAUCACCAUGCAUAAAGAAACCAAAAACAUUCCCCACUUUGCUUUAUUAUUAAUAAUUAUUUCUCUUUAAACAAAAUAACACCUGCUUUUUCCAUUUGCUUUUGAUUCUUCUUCUUCAUAUUAUUAUUAUUAUUAUUUGCAUCAAUGGAAUCUGCAGGUGAGCUUUCUUACAUGGAAAGUGGAGAGUCUAAUAAAGAUUUGAUGGACAAAGAAACAUGUAAUGACAACAGUGGAGUUAUUAGGACAGCACAAAACAGGUCGAAUUCGUUUAUGCGUAAGAAAUCCGACCCGAUGUUGGUUUCAACGAUCCGGUUUCGGAUGCUCAGGCAGUUCUUGGCAAAUCUGCAAGAAGUGAUUUUAGGGACAAAGCUUGCUGUUCUCUUCCCUGCCGUCCCUUUAGCCAUUGCUGCUGAUUAUUAUAAGUUUGGAAGACCAUGGAUAUUUGCUUUGAGUUUGCUUGGACUUACACCCCUUGCUGAGCGUGUCAGCUUCCUCACUGAACAAAUCGCAUACUAUACAGGUCCAACAGUUGGAGGGCUGCUGAAUGCAACUUGUGGAAACGCAACAGAGCUGAUCAUAGCAUUAUUUGCACUUUACCAAAACAAAAUCCAUGUCCUCAAGUACUCGCUCUUGGGUUCCGUUCUCUCAAAUCUUCUCCUUGUUCUUGGCACUUCUCUCCUCUGUGGUGGCUUAGCUAAUCUCAAGAAAGAGCAAAGAUAUGAUAGAAAACAAGCUGAUGUGAACUCUGGUUUGCUGCUUCUGGGACUGCUAUGCCAUAUGCUGCCAUUGAUGUUCAGAUACGCAGCACGGCCUAGUGGGAUUUCGAUUGCCGAAUCUACACUGGAGUUAUCGAGAGCGAGUAGCGUGGUUAUGCUCGUGGCUUAUAUCGGAUAUAUCAUCUUCCAGCUUAAAACUCAUAGACAGAUUUUCGACGCUCAAGGGGAUGGUGAGGAUGAAGAUGAGGAAAAACCAGUGAUAGGGUUUUGGAGUGGAUUUAGCUGGUUGGUUGGUAUGACACUCAUUAUAGCUUUGCUAUCUGAGUAUGUAGUGGGAACAGUGGAGGCUGCAUCAGAUACUUGGGGAAUUUCCAUUAGCUUUAUCAGCAUGAUUUUGAUACCUAUUGUGGGGAAUGCGGCUGAACAUGCUGGAGCUAUCAUUUUCGCUUUCAAGAAUAAAUUGGACAUAUCUCUGGGUGUUGCUCUGGGUUCUGCAACUCAAAUCUCUAUGUUUGCUGUUCCUUUGUGUGUUGUAACUGGGUGGAUUAUGAAAGUUCCAAUGGACCUUGAUUUCAGUCUCCUUGAAACUGGUUGUCUUGCUUUAACAAUACUCGUUGUGGCCUUUACCCUACAGGAUGGAACUUCACAUUACAUGAAAGGAGCAGUUCUUUGCCUUUGUUACAUAGUCAUUUCUGCGUGCUUUUUUGUCCAUAAAAUUCCAGUUCCAUUGGAUCAAAGUAAUGCCAACUUGGAAUACAACUCGGCCUAGCCAAGUCUUGAGGAUGUCGAAGUUGCGUUCAUCCUUCUUCUUCAACCCUUGAAAAAUAGUUCACACU
Hibiscus syriacus is the source of this 1580-nucleotide messenger RNA. RefSeq names its product vacuolar cation/proton exchanger 3-like. Gene Ontology annotation, biological process: intracellular calcium ion homeostasis; calcium ion transmembrane transport. Bases 173 to 1513 code for a protein of 446 amino acids. The transcript is spliced from 10 exons. NCBI's taxonomy places the organism in Eukaryota, Viridiplantae, Streptophyta, Magnoliopsida, Malvales, Malvaceae. The record is from RefSeq and is a predicted model, not a curated record. Gene Ontology annotation, molecular function: calcium:proton antiporter activity. Gene Ontology annotation, cellular component: plant-type vacuole membrane.